AUGUCUGCAAACAUCUCCAUUGAUUCUGGUAGUCCAGACUCAACAAACCUCAAAAUAUUUCGAGCCAUUGCCGAUGUUUUUCAGAGCGCUCAGUCAACCUAUGCAGGUCAUCGCAGACACAUUGGUGUCUUGAAAAGGAUUCAGUCAAAAGCUGUAGAAACAGGAUAUGAGGAGGUUUUUGACUACUGGUUUAACAAGAUGGUAACGUUGAUUUUACCAUUGAAAAGGACGGAAGUUGUUGGGGAUAGAAUCGUGAGGUUGGUCGCAGGAUUCGUCGCAAGCAUCGAACAUGAUAUCGAGGCUCAAAGUGAGACCCAAAAUGAGAGCCAAGAGCAAUCAAGCGAUGCAGAAAAGGUUUUUUCAAGGUUUGUGAACCAAUUUAUACGACACAUUUUACGCGGAAUAGAAUCGCGCGAUAGGAACGUGCGAUACAGAGUCGCACAGCUCCUAGCCGUGAUCAUGGAUAAUAUAGGCGAAAUCGAUGAGGAUCUGUACAAACUAAUAAUGUGGUCUUUCCAGAAACGAGUGUACGACAAGGAACCUUUUGUGCGGAUCCAGGCUAUCUUCUGCCUUACAAAAUUUCAAGACGAGGACAACUCAUCGGAUUCCAUGGACGAAGCCUCUGUGAAACUUGUCCACGCCAUUCAAAACGACCCCAGUGCCGAGGUUCGAAGAGCUGCCAUGCUAAAUCUUGUCAGCAUCGAUAAGACAAAGGGCAUUAUAAUGGAAAGAGCUCGUGACGUCAAUCCCGUGAAUCGACGUAUCAUAUAUACGCGAGUGCUGAAAAAUAUGGGUGGAGCAGUGUUUCGCGAAUUGGAUGGAUCGCUGAUUGGUAAGCUAAUUACCUGGGGUCUUGAAGAUCGAGAGGAGGCGGUUCGAAAUGCUUGUGCUCGUUUGGUAGCCUUCGAUUGGCUGAAUCUGAUGGAUGGCGAUAUCAUCAAGCUUCUUUCAGAACUAAAUGUUACUUCCAACAAUGUAUGCGAGAAAGUGAUGGACGCCAUUUUCAAAUACAGAGCUGACACAGUCGCUAAAAUCAAACUACCUGAUGAUGUGUGGGGUUCCCUCACCGCAGAAAUAUCUUUUCUCGUCAAUUCAUUCCAUUUGCAUUGUGCUCAGUGUAAGCUAGAGGACAUCAUUGAUGCCAAUUUUCCCGAAGCGUCGAGACUUUCGGAAAUUUUGCAGAAAUAUCUGGACACUAGAUUUCUGAAAGAGGAACUAUCAAAUACUGACGUGACAUGUCUUGAGUUCAUUAUUGAGCAGCUAUUGUCUCUUGCGCACAGAUAUGAUUACAGCGACGAAAUUGGCAGACGUGCCAUGUUAAUGGUCAUCAGAAAUGCUUUGGCAAAGUACAAGUUGCCUGCCUCUAUUGUUCAAACUGCGCUUAAAGUGUUGAAGGUAAUAUCAAUAAACGAGCGUGAUUUCAUAGCCAUGGCUAUAGAAAUAAUAACAGAUAUACGUGACGAUGAUAUCGAGAUGCAAGAAGCCGCAGAGGCAGAUUUAAGUGCUGGGAUCAAUGGAAACGAAGAUGACGAAGACGAUGCCGCAAUUGAAUCAUUUCAUUCUGCGGUCGAUGAUCUGGUCAAUGGCAAUACCCGAACUGUAUCAAACAAUGCGGCGGCUCGCCAAGAAAAGGAGGCUCGCUGGGAGACUCUUCUUGCGUGUCUCACAAUGUCACGAUUCAUGUUGGAGCUGGUAGCUUUGCCGAUUGAUGAGAACGUCAUGAUAUCGUCUCUGAUUGACACUUUGAUCACGCCGGCUGUUCGGAACACCAAAUCGGAGGUUAGAGAGCUUGGUGUUCGUAAUUUAGGACUGUGUUGCAUACUGGACGUCAAUCUGGCCACUGAAAGCCUAUACCUUUUCGGAAUGUGUGUUUCUAAGGGCGACGCAAACUUGAAAACUAUAGCACUCGAGGUCAUAGCCGAUAUCUUUUCGGUACAUGGAACCAAAGUAGUCGACGGAGAAGGAAAAGUUGACUCGAUAUCCCUACACAAAAUUUUUUACAAGACUUUAAAAAACUGCGAACUGCCUGAAUGUCAGGCAACAGUGGCAGAAGGUCUCUGUAAAUUGUUUUUGGGUGAUGUUUUUAUUGAUGAUGAUUUAUUUGAGACGCUUGUUCUCUCGUACUUUUCACCAGCCAAUUCUCAAAAUGAAGCUUUAGUCCAGGCAUUUGCAUUUUGUCUCCCCGUGUACUGCUUUUCUCACAUUCGGCAUCAGAAAAGAAUGGUUCGCGUUGCUGGCGACGUGUUACUGAGGCUCUCUGUUUUGUGGGAUGAGCUUCAGACAAAUGAAGACAAAUCGAUGCCGAUUGGGUCGAUGCUUAAGCCAAAUAUUAUUUUGCAAGAGCUCAUAGAGUGGACAGACCCUACCAAAUUAGUAAAUCAAAGUGAGGAGCAAUCAUAUGAUGAGGAAGAUACUCAGCUAGAUUUUCUGUUAAGCAUCCUUAGGAUGUACUACAAGUUUGAACGCAAAGAGGUCAAAAAAAUGAUAUUGACCAAUAUUAACAAGUUCACAUUGCAAGAUCAAACAACUAGAAAACUGAAGGAGGUAAGAGAGAUUCUGGAAGAUAUCCUGGAUAAUGAUGAUAUCGACGCCUCCAGUCGAAGUUCAAUUGUGAAGUGCCUGGCAACAUUGAGAGAAUUAAUGCUGAACAAAGAAGAUGCGGACGCAGAAACUACUAAGGAUGAGUUUACUGAGGCUGAAGAGCAGAUGUCGGUGAAUUCAAGCACGGAGCAAGGCAGGAUGUCAGAAGGCGAUAAAUCCGAUGUUCCAUCAGAUCCAUUGGAAGAUAAUAAUUCGAAUACACAAGUGAACAAUGAACACUCCUCUUCUACUGACGCUGUGCCAGUUUGCUCCGAGACUCCUUCAAAGUCUGUGGAAUUAGCCGGAAACCAUGAUUACAGUGGCUCGCGGUCGAAAAAGAGAAAGAGGGCAGAUAUUUUAGAAUCUGAGAAUAACUCAGAACAAAAAAAAAGCAGCAGGAUGGUUAGUUUUGUUCUUCCUGAGUCUAAGGACGAUCAAUCAAGUGAUUUGUCUUAUGGCGGUCGGUCUGAUAGUGAAUUUGAUGACGGUGGUGAGGAAUUUUAA
This is a messenger RNA of Lachancea meyersii CBS 8951, 3084 nucleotides long. The record is from the annotation of a GenBank genome assembly. Lineage: Eukaryota; Fungi; Ascomycota; Saccharomycetes; Saccharomycetales; Saccharomycetaceae.